Molecule: messenger RNA, 1071 nt
Organism: Aaosphaeria arxii CBS 175.79
Lineage: Eukaryota; Fungi; Ascomycota; Dothideomycetes; Pleosporales
Exons: 4
Coding region: 1-1071 (356 amino acids)
Source: RefSeq, a predicted model, not a curated record
AUGUGGUUCAUGCCACUCCGAUGGAACACAAUUCGAUGGAACAUAACUCGGUGGAACACCAGAGCGAUGCCCCCGGCAUCUAAGAAAUUGCUCAGUUAUGACGAUGUGGAUAGCAAGACAUACAAUCGGUUGAUCGGGUUCAAAAAGUUACCUCCACUCAAAGGCGCAAAACCGCCGCCAAAAAGCGCAAAACCGCCGCCAAAAAGCGAGAAGAGAGAGGUUGAGAAGCGUGCCACAUUGUUUGAAGAGCCGCAACUUAGGCUCCUUAAAGAAAUUUGUGACGCGAUUGUGACAAGACUGCGUCCUCGAGACUUUGUCCUUUUUGUCGGUAACAGUGGCAGUUAUAUGAAUUACUGCUUUAACCACCCGCGAAUGGGGGCAAUUCCUAUGAGUAAAGCGAGGAGAUAUGAGCAAUUCAGUGAUCGUGAAAACGAUCCUGAAGGCUAUGGUAAAUUACCUGGAAAUGACUGGGGCACGAAAGGAGCCCACCUGACGGAAUAUUACGCUCGUUAUCUUCGUCCAAAGUUCCUUGUAACACAAGAGGACGACAGCCACCAAGUUGCUGAUGGUCUGAUUAUAAACAGAUUUCUCUUAGUGGAUCACUCUACUUCAGGCAGAUCUGUGGAUGCCACUAAGCUCCUCAUUGAUCACGUCUUUCAUUUCGCAAAGCGAUACAAGGGACGCUUUGCGGAGUUAGAGGCACGGAAUUAUGACGCUGUACCAUUUUCGAUAUUCAAUGUCCUCGAUAAAAAGGACACGGUGAGAAUUGGAGGCCAUAGAGGUGCCAAGUUUUCACUCAAAGCACCAAAGACUGUGAAGCUCAUAGGAGAUUUCUGGGUAGGGAGUAAAGGUGAUGUGAACCGAAUUCUUGGUGACGGAGAUCACCAUUAUCGCAAUCAGGUUGACUACUGGCCUGCUCGUUGGAAUGCAGAUACUGGCUAUUGGUGGAUGUUGGAGCCGGAAAAGAAACAGCAAGCUGUUGAAAUUCGAGCGCAAAUCAAGAAAUAUGUCAGGGAUCAUAACGGGGGCAGACUCAUGGCCCCGGAAAAUCUCAACAAGGGCAAUGAAUGA